CACGAGUGCUGCUGGACUGUCAGAAGGCAUGGAACACAACGAUGGAUGGGUGGGUGCUUGGCGGGGACUGCAGCAAGGCAGUGAACAUCACGUGCGAUGCCACGGGCAUGAUAACGUCCAUGCACAUCGAGUACAACAGCUUCAAUGGCCCCAUUCCCGACUCCAUUGGCAACCUUGCGAAUCUUCGUAGCUUUAUCCUGGCGUUUACCAACCUAACCGGCCCCAUUCCUGAGUCCAUUAGCAACCUCGCAAAUCUUCGUCACUUAGACCUUUUUACCAACCAGCUGACUGGAUUUCCCGAGUCCAUCACCAAGCUCGCAAAGCUCAAUCACUUCGACCUAGGAAACAACAAGUUAACUGGCACCAUUCCUGAAGCCAUCACCAGCCUCGCACUGCUCACUUACUUUGACAUGGGCACCAACGGGUUAACCGGCACCAUUCCGGAGACCAUCACCAACCUCGUAAAUCUUUCUGAAUU
Closterium sp. Yama58-4 is the source of this 478-nucleotide messenger RNA. The record is from the annotation of a GenBank genome assembly. NCBI's taxonomy places the organism in Eukaryota, Viridiplantae, Streptophyta, Zygnematophyceae, Desmidiales, Closteriaceae.